AUGUUCUGCAGUAACUUGUCAUGUCUAUUCUUCAGGGCCAUGUUCUGCAGUAACUUGUCAUGUCUAUUCCUCAGGGCCAUGUUCUGCAGUAACUUGUCAUGUCUAUUCUUCAGGGCCAUGUUCUGCAGUAACUUGUCAUGUCUAUUCUUCAGGGCCAUGUUCUGCAGUAACUUGUCAUGUCUAUUCUUCAGGGCCAUGUUCUGCAGUAACUUGUCAUGUCUAUUCUUCAGGGCCAUGUUCUGCAGUAACUUGUCAUGUCUAUUCUUCAGGGCCAUGUUCUGCAGUAACUUUGUGGAGAGCAGCCAGGGUCGGGUGGAUCUGAAGGGCAUCUCCCCUGACGUGCUCAGUGGCAUAGUGGACUAUGUGUAUACAGGAGCCAUCACCAUCAGCAUGGACAUAGUGCUGCCUCUAAUGCAGGCAGCCUCUAUGCUGUACUAUGGGCGGCUGUUUGAGGCCUGCUCCACCUUCCUUCAGGAGCAGCUGAGCCCAGACAACUGUCUCAGUAUGAUCAGGUUGUCAGAGAUCCUCCACUGUGACAGUCUGAAGGAGAAGGCUAAGGAGAUGGCCGUGAGGAGCUUCUCAGACGUAGCUGCCUCCGAGGACUUCUGUGAGCUCUCCUUACCGGAGCUCAUGUGUUACCUGGAGGAUGAUCGACUCUGUGCCGAGGAGGAGCAGGUGUUUGAGACCCUCCUGGCGUGGAUCCACCACGACCCGUUCUCCCGACGCGGCGCCAUCUCCGACCUCUUCAGGAAGGUGCGUCUGCGCUACAUCCACCCCACCUACCUGUUCCAGUUCAUCGCCAACGACCCGCUAGUGCAGUCCUCCACGCUCUGCACUGAGAUCAUAGAGUCCGUCCGUCGCCUCAUGCUCUCGGUCAGUGCCAAGUGCGGUCGUGAGCUGAAGCCCCUCUGGACCACACCGCGCCGCUACACCUGCCGAGAGACGCUCGUUGUGGUCGGCGGGCGCAAGAAUAACGAGCAGACAUCCCGGGAAGCCCUGCUCUAUGACGAGAGGACUCAGCGCUGGCAGUGGCUGGCCAAGCUGCCCCUGCGACUCUACAAGGCCUCCUACGUCUGUAUCCACAGCAUCCUGUAUGUGGUGGGGGGGCUCAGCCUCAGUAUGGCCUCCGGAGACAGCUCUGUAUCUGCCACCGUCUACACCCUCUCCCUCAAGACCAACCAGUGGAGGACGGCCGAGCCCAUGUUGGAGCCGCGCUACGCCCAUCAGAGUGUCUCCCAUCUCCACUUCAUCUUUGUCCUGGGGGGGAUCGGAGUGGACAAACAGAUCUCCAACUCCCUGGAGAGGUACAACAGUAUGUUUAACCAAUGGGAGGCCAUGGCUCCUCUCCCCAGCGCCGUGCUGCACCCCGCCGUCGCCGCCAACGACCAGAGGGUCUAUGUGUUCGGAGGGGAGGACGCCAUGCAGAACCCUGUCAGGGAGAUACAGGUGUACCACAUCUCCAGGAACCUGUGGUCCAGAUUGGAAACCCGGACGGUGAAGAACGUCUGUGCACCUGCUGCCGUCAUCGAAGAUAAGAUCUACAUCAUUGGAGGGUACACUAGACGGAUGAUCGCCUACGACACCAAAGCCAACAAGUUUGUAAAGUGUGAGAACCUGAAGGAGAGGCGAAUGCACCACAGCGCCACGGUCAUCAACAACAAGCUGUACGUGACGGGCGGGCGCUUCCUGAACGGGCACGACACCAUCGAGGACUCGGACUGCUUCGAGUGUUACGACCCCAAGACGGACGUGUGGACCUCCAAGGGGACGCUGCCGUACAAACUGUUUGACCACGGCUCCCUGCCUCUGGUCUGUGUCUCCAACAGACCCAACCCACCCUGAGUGACCCACAGCAUCUUAUCAUCAUCAGCUGGUCGUCUGGAGUCGAACAGUAGGGUGAACAGUAGGACUGACUUCUACAGCUGCCUCCCUGUCCUCCAUUUGCAGAUGCGAUGUUCUCCACUCCGUUGUCACAUUUGAGCUGGUCCACAAACUGUAUAUGAUCUCUCUGAUGAGUGACCCACAACAUCCCCAAAACUCCUUGGACUCCUAGCCUAGCGGGCUCCUAACCUAACCUAGCGUAGCAGGCUCCUAGCAUAGCGGGCUCCUAAAGUAGCCUAGCAGGCUCCUAACCUAGCUAUCUGUCAUGUUACUCCUUCACAGUAGUUAUAAUUGGACACCACAGCUGGGAUGGGAUCGGAAACCAUCUGAACAGACAGACGUUGGUCUCUUCUCUCACACAGUCACAGGACGUCAACAUACGCCUCAGACAGGACGUCAACAUACGCCUCAGACAUGGUCUUGAUGCUAGCAUCUGUAGCGUUGUAAAUCAAAAAACCUCAGCUGGCAGGCAGAGGUGUCA
This is a messenger RNA of Salvelinus fontinalis (brook trout), 2362 nucleotides long. RefSeq names its product kelch-like family member 38a (gene klhl38a). The record is from RefSeq and is a predicted model, not a curated record. The transcript has 6 exons. Bases 1 to 1842 code for a protein of 613 amino acids. Gene Ontology annotation, molecular function: protein binding. NCBI's taxonomy places the organism in Eukaryota, Metazoa, Chordata, Actinopteri, Salmoniformes, Salmonidae.